AUGAAGAACAGUACCGAUUCCUUUUAUUUCAACCUCACCAUGUUUGUGAACAUUGGAGACUAUCGCUAUGCAGCCUUUUUCUUUUGCUUCCUGCUCUACACCUUUAUUCUAUAUGCUAACCUUGUAAUAAUAACAAUUAUAUCUCGAGAAAGAACACUACAUGAGCCAAUGUAUAUUUUCAUUGCUCUAUUAUCUGUAAAUUCUUUGUAUGGUUCUUCUGGAUUCUUCCCCAGAUUCUUAAUCGAUCUUUUGUCUGCUAAUCAUUUGAUUUCCCAGCUUGCUUGUUUCACUCAGAUAUAUAUUAUUUACACAUAUGCUGCCAAUGAAAUGACCAUUCUUAGCAUUAUGGCAUAUGAUAGAUAUGUUGCUGUAUGUCAUCCUUUACAUUAUCACAGAAAGAUGACUUCUAAAACUGUUUUAAAGUUGUCAGCAUUUGCAUGGAUUUUUCCAGCCGUUGGUAUCAUAGUACUCAUUUCUUUGUCAACCAGGCUUCCUUUAUGUGGUAAUGAGAUACAAAAAUUGUUUUGUGCUAACUGGAAUGUUGUAAAAUUGUCAUGUGUUGCUACCGAUGCCAACAAUAUUUAUGGUCUUUGGUUUACUAUAACUACAGUUUUCCUUCCCCUUGCUUUUGUCUUAUUUUCCUACUUGAAAAUUGUAAUUGUUUGCUGGAAAAGCUCUGCAGAAUUCAAAGGGAAAGUAUUACACAGCUGUCUGCCACACAUUGUCUCAUUUGUGAUUUAUUCCAUCACUGGAUUCUGUGAUAUUGCUCUGAGUCGGUAUAAUAUUGAAGAGAUAAAUCCAUUUGUGGCAGGUAUUCUUUCACUUGAGUUUGUUGUCAUUCCUCCCGUUCUGAAUCCCUUAGUAUAUGGCCUUAAAUUACCAGAAAUAAGAAAGCACAUUUUACAGACGUUAUCACUGCAUAAAUUAAUUUCUUGA
Molecule: messenger RNA, 936 nt
Organism: Labrus bergylta (ballan wrasse)
Lineage: Eukaryota; Metazoa; Chordata; Actinopteri; Labriformes; Labridae
Product: olfactory receptor 10A7-like
Biological process (GO): G protein-coupled receptor signaling pathway; detection of chemical stimulus involved in sensory perception of smell
Cellular component (GO): membrane
Molecular function (GO): odorant binding; olfactory receptor activity; G protein-coupled receptor activity
Source: RefSeq, a predicted model, not a curated record